Plodia interpunctella (Indianmeal moth) is the source of this 772-nucleotide messenger RNA. It is a transcript of the gene MHF1, whose product is annotated as centromere protein S-like. Lineage: Eukaryota; Metazoa; Arthropoda; Insecta; Lepidoptera; Pyralidae. The transcript is spliced from 4 exons. Gene Ontology annotation, molecular function: protein heterodimerization activity; chromatin binding. Gene Ontology annotation, cellular component: FANCM-MHF complex. Gene Ontology annotation, biological process: resolution of meiotic recombination intermediates; replication fork processing. The record is from RefSeq and is a predicted model, not a curated record. Bases 220 to 732 code for a protein of 170 amino acids.
AGUCUAAUUGUGUUUAGGGUUUUAUUUACUUUUGACUUUUGAGGUUAUAGUUUUGUUAUUCAAGUGUAAAAUGUAGUUUACUUGUUGUAACAUUAAGUUGUAUGUUUAUCAAUGUGUUAGAAAAAAUAAAUUGUUGAAAUUAUUUUUAUAUAUAAUACGGUUUGUAGUUAUUUAGGGUCGUUUUAUAAUAAUAAUUUAGCCGGUUGCUCUAUUUAUACAAUGACAACAUUCGAAAAUUUAUCACCGAAGCAGAAAGUUCGAGUUUCCCUACAUCGCGACAUCCGGACUAUUUGCACUGAAACAUGCCAUCUAAUGGGAUUGGAUAUAACAAAAUCAGCAAUGGAGAUAGUUUCAGAACUUGUGUAUAAAAAACUUAUAAUUUAUGGCACAGACUUGGAGGCAUUCGCAAAACAUGCAAAACGGACAGUAAUUAAUGCAGAUGAUGUAAAACUUCUGGUUAGAAGAAACCCUUCAUUGAAAACUCACUUGAACGCAAACCAACCAGCAGCCAAAGACAAGAGACGCAAAACAGUAACACCGGCCAGUAAACCAGAGACACCCGCGCAAAAGACAACAGACAAAGAUGGCGCACCCGACACGUCAAGGGUUAUGGCGCCAAAAGUUACUAAAGAAAAUACAGCGUUUAUAGAAACAAGUGCGUCCAAACAAGAUGACCAAGCGUUUGAACAUAUGGAUAUAACUGACGCUAUUGAUUUGACUUUUGAUGAUUAAUUUGGUGAUUUAUUUCUAAGUAAAGAUGAUUUUCAUUUUA